CACAGGUUGGCACGCAGAUUGUAAAAAGAAGGAAACGACACAGGGUGUGUGCUGAGAGCAAAAGGGAUAGUGAUUCCAAGAUGGCUGAGACUACUAAACUUUGGGGUGUGGCGCCUGUCAUACUGAAGAUGAGCAAAGACCCCACAAACUUCUACAUAGGGCGGGCACUCUGGUUCAGCAUUACUUUUCUUUACGUUUCAGUUGUGUAUGUAGUGCAAAUCACCUGGCUUCGUCUGUUCCGAGACUUCCAGUGCCACGGAAACAUCUCCAAAGUCUGUCUAGCAGCAUGCUACGAGAGUCACUUCACUAGGCCUGUGUUAGGAGUUUGGUAUACGGUUGGCUUUGCCUUUUCCACCAUCUUUUUUGUGAUGGAGUUUUUGGUCUGUCAGAGUGUGCGUAAACUGACCGAGAUAUUUAGGAAGGAAUCUUUAGGAAAGAAGCCUGGCGACACUCACGGCAACACGGAGUGCGUGAAGGCAAAUGAAGAUGGAAUUUUUGACUUAUCCCGGGAAAAGCCCCUGUUGGCAAUGUAUCUUGUCUACUUUCUGAUACAGUUGUCUAUACAGGUGAUCUUCUUGGCCAUUCUUAUUCACUAUCACCUACCACUGAUUAAAACCCCCAUUUGGUGCAGUACCCCCAUGUGUCACGGGCCCUAUGAAUGUGUGCUAUUGGGGACACAGGAAAAGAUGAUGUCCAUUAUAAUUCUGGCUACAUACUCUGUGGUCAUCAUGAUGUUUUGUAUCAUGUUCUUCCUGUACACCAUUAACACAUACCUAGCCAUGGGACGUAAGUUUCUCUGAGGAACACAGAGGCUCUAUGACAUCCUCAGAGUAGCCCUGAUGGUUAUCACUGACUACAAAACGUGGAAUGAUUGCAAAGGAGGCCUGUAGCAGUCUCAUCCUGGAAGAAUACAGACUUCAUCCUUCUUUCACAGUCCCCAGGACCUGCUGGUCUUAGGAAAAUAAAACUUGGAUACGACAA
Herpailurus yagouaroundi (jaguarundi) is the source of this 981-nucleotide messenger RNA. RefSeq lists its product as uncharacterized. The transcript is spliced from 2 exons. The coding region runs from base 81 to 800 and encodes 239 amino acids. NCBI's taxonomy places the organism in Eukaryota, Metazoa, Chordata, Mammalia, Carnivora, Felidae. The record is from RefSeq and is a predicted model, not a curated record.